Messenger RNA from Salvia hispanica, 1035 nucleotides. RefSeq lists its product as uncharacterized. The record is from RefSeq and is a predicted model, not a curated record. Lineage: Eukaryota; Viridiplantae; Streptophyta; Magnoliopsida; Lamiales; Lamiaceae.
AUGCCUAACUCUCACAUACCACCGGAAUCGAAAAGCCACAACUCGAAUGGUGGUGCUAUGCGCGUUAAGACUGGUGGAAUGAAGCCCGAUAGGUCUAGGCGCGCUUGGUCACCUCGUGAGGAGGAAGUCCUCAUACUUGCCUUGAAGGACCUAGUCACUAACCGUUGGAAGGCCGAUAAUGGGUUCCGAGCAGGAUUCCUCACUCGUGUUGAAGAAUAUAUCCGUCGAGAAAUCCCUAACACAACUGUGAAAGCCCAACCUUAUAUUUCCUCUAAGAUCAACACUUGGAAGAAAUUCUACAAUUCAUUGAAUUCGAUGCUUGACCGUAGCGGUGUUGGAUUCAACUCAGAUGGUGACUGGAAGAUAGAAUGCAACGACGAGCAGUGGGCCCAAAUCGUGAAGGUUGAUUCUAAAGCACGCUAUAUGAGGUAUAAGUCUUGGCCAUUUUACAAUGACUGGAAGCACAUAUAUGGGAAGGAUCAUGCAGCUGGUAUAAGAUGCGAGGGCAUGACUCAAGCUUUUGCCAAAAUGGGUGCUGCCCCUUCUCCGACUGGUCGUGUCCCUUCACCAACUGGUGGUGACCCUUCUCCCAUGCCGGAGCCUCAUCCUGAUGUGUACAAUGUCAAUCUAGAGGAUUUGUACACCCAAGAGGAGAUCCAAGAAAGCCUCAAUCCGGAUACCGGAUGUGAAAGCUCUUACAAAAGCCACACUACAUCCAACAAACCUAAUCGCAAAAGGAAGGCAGGGGCUGCAUUGGAAUCCAUCUUGGAGGCGAUGUCAAAGAUGAACGAAGAAACGAACCAGCGCCUGGACACUUUAACAACCCGUAUCGGGUACGAGUUCGACCUAAGUGCUAAACGAACUGAAGUUUCAAAACUGCUGCGCACCGUCCCAGGUUUGGAUAGGAAGCAAAAAUUCCUUGCUAGCGACAUACUUGUGAAGGAGCCCGAGAGGCUGGACCUUUUUAUGGGCUACGACGAUGAUGAGAAGGCUGACUACCUCAUGCAUAUCCUUGAGGAAAAAAAUGGUAAGUGA